Saccharomyces mikatae IFO 1815 is the source of this 1182-nucleotide messenger RNA. It is a transcript of the gene REI1, whose product is annotated as Rei1p. The record is from RefSeq and is a predicted model, not a curated record. Gene Ontology annotation, biological process: ribosomal large subunit biogenesis. Gene Ontology annotation, cellular component: preribosome, large subunit precursor. The transcript has a single exon. Gene Ontology annotation, molecular function: zinc ion binding; nucleic acid binding. Lineage: Eukaryota; Fungi; Ascomycota; Saccharomycetes; Saccharomycetales; Saccharomycetaceae. Bases 1 to 1182 code for a protein of 393 amino acids.
AUGAGCAGCAGUGGUGUCUAUACGUGUAACUCAUGUGUUUUAACUUUUGGUGCAAGCGAGGAGCAGCGGGCCCACAUGAAGUCGGACUGGCAUCGUUACAAUUUGAAAAGACGUGUUGCUCAAUUGCCCCCAAUAUCAUUCGAGACAUUUGAUUCAAAGGUAUCAGCUGCUGCCGCCAGCAAUAGCGAGGCGGUUGGUAAAGAGAAACCCAUGACCAAGAAAGAGUUAAAGAGAAGGGAGAAGCAAGCAUUGCUCGAAAAGAAGAAGAAGUUAUUGGAAAUCGCCAGGGCUAAUAUGCUAGAGAACAUACAAAAGAGCCAAGAAGGAGAGACUCCUAACAUGAGCAAGCUGUCUUUAGAGGAAAAGGAGGAGAGCAAGGAAAACGAGGAGCCAAGGAAGGAGGAGCUUGAAGAAGUGAACGAGGAAGAGAUGGCAGAAAGAGUGAUGCAGGAAAAAUUACGCAACAGAGUGGAUAUUCCCUUAGAACAAUGCUUAUUUUGUGAGCACAAUAAGCACUUUGAUGGUAUAGAAGAGAACUUAGAACACAUGUUUAGGACCCAUGGGUUUUAUAUCCCAGAACAAAAAUAUCUAGUCGACAAAACCGGGUUGGUAAAGUAUAUGUCAGAGAAAAUUGGUCUUGGUAACAUUUGUAUUGUUUGUAAUUUCCAAGGUAGAACGUUAACUGCUGUGAGGCAACACAUGCUGGCAAAGAGACAUUGCAAGAUUCCAUAUGAAAGCGAAGACGAGAGGUUAGAAAUAUCUGAAUUUUACGAUUUCACAAGUUCCUACGCAAGCUUCGAGAACAACACAGUAGCAGAAAACGAAGAUGACUGGGAAGAUGUGGACAGCGAUGAAGCUAGGAGCGACGAUGAAGAUUUGCCACAAGAAUACUUAUAUAACGACGGUAUAGAACUACAUCUACCGACAGGUAUCAAAGUUGGUCACAGGUCCUUGCAAAGAUACUACAAGCAGGACUUGAAGCCUGAAGUGAUACUAACCGAAGGACAAGGUACUCUGGUCGCUGCAGAGACAAGGUCGUUCUUACCUGCGUUCGACAGAAAGGGCGUACAGGCACAAAAACGUGUUUGGCAAACUGAAAGGUUUGAUAAGAAGAGGCUCGAUAAAAGAAGCGCCAAGUUCGUCAAUAACCAACCACAUUACAGAGACCAACUCCUGCAGUGA